AUGACACGCCAACAGGAAGCGUUUGAUUAUCGACGUCAUACGUUCAGUGUUAUGUCUGCAGAGAGUCGCGCGAGUAUGAGAAGACGAAGUUUUGACUUUACUGCACAAUUUGGUCACACAUAUCCACCUACUUCGUCUUCGCUGCCACUCUCGCACUCAUUAAACGCACAUCAACAUUUAAGAGUUUACGGGAAGAGCACAAGUCCUGCAAAACGUCUCAGUGAGUGUCACGAAAAAGGUGCUCCUUUUGUAGCUCUUGUGGCUCCCCAUUCAGUCACAGUUUGGACACGAGGGAAACCUGUGAUGAUUGAAUGGAAAGUUUUGGAUACCAAGGUCGAGAAACUGUGCAUUGAAUUACUAGAAGAUGGUUUGAAUGCUACGACACUCAUUGCAAAGGAAGCUCCGAAUUCGGGUUUUUUUACAUAUCCGAAAGUACCGUGGGGUAUGGAGUCAGGAUCAAAGUAUUUCCUGCGUAUUUCAGCGUCUGAGGAUCGGGAGCGUUACUGCACAAGCAGCUUCUUCCAGAUCAGUUCUGCCCCAUGA
Plasmopara halstedii is the source of this 543-nucleotide messenger RNA. Its product is annotated as Ser-Thr-rich glycosyl-phosphatidyl-inositol-anchored membrane family. NCBI's taxonomy places the organism in Eukaryota, Oomycota, Peronosporomycetes, Peronosporales, Peronosporaceae. The record is from RefSeq and is a predicted model, not a curated record. The transcript has a single exon. The coding region runs from base 1 to 543 and encodes 180 amino acids.